ACUUGUGACAAACGAGAUUUCCGCAAAUAAGACUGAAUAAAAAAUACAAAGUUCAAAGUACUACUUUUAUUAGAUUUUAUUUUUUUAAAAAUGUUGAGUAUUUUCUCAAGAUCUGUACAUCUCUUUGUAUCAACAUCAGCUAAGCAAUCAAGAUGUAUCGCAUCUCUAUCAGCAUUACCUGAUACAUAUCAAAUGUUAUACAAAACAUGUCGAGAUUUCGCUGAAGGAGAGCUAAAGCCACAUGCAGCCAAAUAUGAUAGAAACCAUGAAUAUCCAGGAGAGGCUAUUAAAAAAAUGGGUGAACUCGGUCUUAUGGCUAUCGCAACUCCUGAAGAGUUAGGAGGAGCUGGUUUAGAUUAUCUAGCAUACGCAAUAGCAUUGGAGGAGAUCUCACAUGGUUGUGCAUCAGCUGGAGUUAUAAUGUCAGUGAAUAAUUCAUUGUAUCUUGGACCAGUUGUGCACUGGGGGACAGAUAAACAAAAACAGGAGUUUGUGACACCAUUUUGUAUGGGAGACAAUGUUGGCUGUUUUGCACUGUCAGAACCAGGAAAUGGAUCUGAUGCUGGUGCUGCAUCUACCGUGGCUAAAGAUACUGGUGACAAAUGGGUUUUAAACGGAACUAAAUGUUGGAUUACAAAUGGAUAUGAGAGUAAAGCUUCCGUGGUAUUUGCUACUACAGAUAAAAGUCUAAAACAUAAAGGAAUAUCAGCAUUUAUUCUGCCAAAACCAAUAAAAGGCUUAGAAUUAGGCAAGAAGGAGGAUAAAUUAGGUAUAAGGGGAUCUUCAACAUGUUCUCUUAUAUUUGAAGAUUGUAAAGUGCCUAAAGACAGUAUAUUAGGGGAGCCCGGUUUUGGUUUUAAAAUUGCUAUGAUGACUUUAGAUGCUGGAAGGAUUGGUAUUGCAUCUCAAGCAUUGGGUAUCGCACAGGCAUCAUUAGAUGUGGCAGUAGAGUAUGCGUCCAAGAGAAUAGCAUUCGGAAAGCCUAUAUCUAAGUUGCAAGCUAUACAAACUAAGUUAGCGAAUAUGGCGUUACAAUUAGAGUCUGCAAGGUUACUUACUUGGCGUGCUGCUUGGCUCAAAGAUAACAAACAGCCAUACACUAAGGAGGCAGCCAUGGCUAAGUUAGCAGCGUCGGAAGCUGCUACUUAUCUAUCACAUCAAUGUAUUCAGAUUCUUGGAGGUAUGGGCUACGUGUCGGACAUGCCAGCGGAAAGGCAUUACAGAGAUGCAAGAAUAACAGAAAUAUAUGAAGGCACUUCGGAGAUACAAAGACUUGUUAUAGCUGGACAAAUUCUUAAAGAAUAUGGUGUUUAAUAUUUAAAAGAAAUUUUCUUUACAAACUGCCAGAUUUAAAUAGAUAUUUUAUAUUAGUAUAAGUGAAAUAUUCAGAAACUUUUUUUUUAUGUAAUUUUAAAAGAUGUUCGACCAUUUUUACAGUGUCCUUAAAUAAUACUCUUGUUAAUCUCUAUUGUAGCAAAAUAAGCAUUGUUUUAACAUUAAAUGAAAUAAAUCGGUAUUUUUUAAAGAUUGUAUUUCACAUGUUAGGAUACUUUACUAAAAAAAAACUUAGUUUUGAUAACUUAUACAGUUUUUGAUUAAAAUGUGACUGAAUAGAAAAAUGCAUGAUACAAAUAAUGUCAAUAAAAAAAAUAUGAAUAAAGAGAAUACAUAAU
This is a messenger RNA of Papilio polytes (common Mormon), 1673 nucleotides long. RefSeq names its product short-chain specific acyl-CoA dehydrogenase, mitochondrial (gene Arc42). Gene Ontology annotation, biological process: butyrate catabolic process; fatty acid beta-oxidation using acyl-CoA dehydrogenase. Gene Ontology annotation, cellular component: mitochondrion. The coding region runs from base 91 to 1314 and encodes 407 amino acids. Lineage: Eukaryota; Metazoa; Arthropoda; Insecta; Lepidoptera; Papilionidae. The transcript has 5 exons. Gene Ontology annotation, molecular function: flavin adenine dinucleotide binding. The record is from RefSeq and is a predicted model, not a curated record.